AUGAAGUUGUCUGUGUUAUUUGGUUGCGUUGGACUAGGCGUUGCUUCGGCUGUCCUCAAGAACUCCCCGACAAAACGGUUCGAAUUAAACCUAACCUGGGGAACGAGAGCGCCCGAUGGAGUCGAAAGACAACAAGUUUUGAUCAACGGUCAAUUCCCUGGACCUCCUCUCAUCCUUGACGAAGGCGACAAUGUUGAGGUGACAGUGAACAAUUUCUUGCCGUUCAACACCACAGUGCAUUAUCAUGGAAUUGAACAACAAGGAACAUCCUGGUCGGAUGGUGUGCCCGGGGUCUCGCAAAGACUAAUUGCCCCUGGAAGGAAAUUCGUUUCUAAAUUUGCAGCAGCGCAAUAUGGAACAUACUGGUAUCACUCGCAUUCCAGAGGACAAAACAUGGACGGCUUGUAUGGACCAAUUUAUAUCAGACCUCGAAACAUUGACGCAAACCUCGCUACUGCGAUAUCGAAUGACACCCAUGCUCAUUCCCAAAUUCAUAAUGCGAUCCAAGAUCCCAAAUUGGUCAUGAUAUCCGAUUGGUUCCACCAAACCUCAGAGGAACUCCGAAACAUUGCACUCGCGGCAGACAUUGACGCACUAUGUGCAGAUUCCGUGUUGAUCAAUGGCAAAGGCAGAGUUCGCUGUGUCGACCCAGGCUAUCUGACUAGUCUGGUGCCCCCUCAGCUUUCACCUCUGCUUCAAGGUCAAAAUUUCACAGCAAAAGGAUGUCUUCCAAUCCACAACACAUAUGCCCAAACGACAUUUGCUCAGCAUAACUAUACCGCAGUCCCACCGUCUAUGUUUGACCAAUGCAAUGCCACAAGCUCCCCAGAAGAAUCAAUUCAAGUGGAUCCUCGAGAUGGCUGGACAAGCCUUAAUCUUAUUGGCUCCGCAGCUAUCUCAAGUCUGACAUUUUCUAUCAACAAUCAUUCCCUUUGGGUAUACGAAGUUGAUGGUCAACAUAUCGUACCCACCAAAGUCGAUGCUGUGACAAUAAGCAACGGAGCCCGCUACUCUGUGCUAGUCCAACUAAACAACACACCCGGCGACUACCGAAUCACAGUAGCCAAUGCAGGAUAUAACCAAAAAUUCGCGGGCUACGGCCUCCUCUCCUACAUCAACGGCGACCCCUCUGUCGUAGGAACCCAGUCUAUCAACUACGGUGGAGUCAGCACAAGCCCAGACGUCGUGCUUCUAGAUGAAACAACCGUCAAGCCACUGAUUCCAAACCAGCCCAGCGAAGAAGCAGACUCGACAUACCGGCUUACGGUUGGGCGUAUUGAGAAGGCCUGGAAAUGGUCUCUCAAUGGAGAUCAAGCGUACGAUUUGUCGCUCGAGUCUGAGAAGCCUAUGCUGUGGAAUCCCCAAUCACAGGCAAAUAGUAGUCUGGUCAUCGCUACGCAAAAUGGUACUUGGGUGGAUAUUAUCUUCGACGUCUCUGGGAGCGCGACCACGCUUCAGCCUGGUCAUCCGAUUCACAAGCAUUCGAAUAUGGUUUAUGUUCUUGGCGCUGGUACUGGCAAGUUCAAUUGGACAUCUGUUGCGGAAGCGAGGAAGGAAAUCCCGGAUUUGUUUAAUCUGGUUAAUCCCCCAAUGAGAGAUACCUUCACAACAAUUCCUGCCUUCCUAGGCCCUAGCUGGAUGGUAGUUCGCUAUCACGUGGAAAAUCCUGGAGCUUUCUUCCUCCAUUGUCACAUUGACCCGCACCUUACAGGUGGAAUGGCACUUGCUAUGUUAGACGGUAUAGAUACAUGGCCUCAGAUCCCUGCACAGUACGGCCCGAACGGCCAUUGGGGCAAAGCAACGAAGUGA
This is a messenger RNA of Penicillium soppii, 1809 nucleotides long. Its product is annotated as Multicopper oxidase type 2. The transcript has 13 exons. NCBI's taxonomy places the organism in Eukaryota, Fungi, Ascomycota, Eurotiomycetes, Eurotiales, Aspergillaceae. Gene Ontology annotation, molecular function: copper ion binding; oxidoreductase activity. The record is from RefSeq and is a predicted model, not a curated record. The coding region runs from base 1 to 1809 and encodes 602 amino acids.